This is a messenger RNA of Lingula anatina, 11377 nucleotides long. RefSeq names its product polycystin-1. Gene Ontology annotation, molecular function: calcium ion binding; protein binding; calcium channel activity. Gene Ontology annotation, biological process: detection of mechanical stimulus. The record is from RefSeq and is a predicted model, not a curated record. Gene Ontology annotation, cellular component: membrane. Lineage: Eukaryota; Metazoa; Brachiopoda; Lingulata; Lingulida; Lingulidae.
AUGGCCACCGACAUCUUAGCCAUGUCUAUUGACAAGAAAACAGAUACAGGCAGCAAGGCCAAACAAAGGGCAGUGUUGUACACUGUAGUGUGGGGUGCUGAGGCUGAUAGCUAUUUGGGAUGCUACAAAAAAUCAAAGCCGUUUCCUUCUGCGGGGAAUUAUAACACCUCUACCAUCAAUCCCACAAUAUGCAAGACGCAGUGUGGUACCUUAGGCUACAAAAAUGCUGUCUUAUUCGCUGGAAAGUACUGUCUGUGUUCAGACACACUCCCGCCGGUGUUAGUAACAGACGACAACUGCACUGACGUCUGCCCUGGCGCUAUUUCCGGUGAGACGUGCGGUGGCCCAUCACAUUACAGUAUCUAUCGCGCCACAACGGAGAUCCGUGGUUUGGCGGUGACGACAGGGGAAUUUCUUGUGGGUGCCCCUGGGAUAGUACGGGCAACGGUGACAGAAGGCAACGUUUCCUACCGUGUGGACUUUGGUGACGGUGCAGGGCUUUCGGAGUGGAGUGCCACAGGUGUUUUCAGCAAGACCUUUGCACAAGCGGGAAGCUAUGUUGUUAGAAUGUUUGCGAGCGAUAGAAGUGGAACACCUGAGGAGAAGACCGCUGCCGUUGCUGUAUCUGUAUCGGUACAAGAGCCUGCUGCUGGGGUUCAACUGUCCUGUCCACCAGUCUCAGUGUCCUGGGACGUGGCUUGUUGUAACGCCUCCAUAGCAGCGGGGAGUCAGAUGAAAGUAACUGCUGACUAUGGUGAUGGAUCAAACGAGUCCUUCUCCGUUGCCGAACCUAGGCGCAGAAGCGUUGGUCCUGCAGUACCUGUGGAUGGUUCCACCCUGACCAAUUCUUCAUCUGGCGUUCACAUUAUGCCUCAAUCAGAAAUAUUGGAACCCGGUACCAUAGUCAACUUUGAGUAUUACGCUGGCAGUCCUGGGGAUGUGGACUUCUUGGUGCUGAGACCUUCCUGUCCUGGUGGCCAACAAUACUGUUGCUCAGCCAACAUCUGCAAUGCAACGUGUGACACCACGCCCUUUCAACACAGUUGUCCAGCGUUGUUCUCCGCGGUCCGCGCCUGCUGUAUCUCCACCCCUGGGGGAAGUUGCACUGAACCUGGCCGCUCUUCACUUCCCAUAGCGGCCGCUUACAAAGUUGUGUACGUCAUGUCGCAUACGAUCAGCUCUGGUGGGUACGGAUUUGCAAGUGCCACUGGGUCAUUUGAGGCGGCGUGUGGUGAUGUCAUAGGGUAUGUGAACCGUGGAGGCAGCCUGGUGACUCGGCCACUCUUCCCAGGAGAAAAAUCUGACCUGAAACGCACUAACGCAACGGCUAAUCUUAACGAGGUAAUAGACACGUCCAGUGACGUUCACCCACCAGAUGACCACCGUCAUUAUCUCCGUGCCGCGACCAGUCGGCCCUCUCUUGUCCGGCUUUGCCACUCCUACCGUGCCACUGGGAACUUCACCACAAACCUGACGGUCACCAAUAAAAUGAUCCCAAAUGCAGUGCACCUGACGGCAACUACAGAGGUCUUGGAUGGAAUUAACGAAACCGUCAUCAUCGGCCCGGAAUACGUCCAAACUGGGGUACCUAUCACUUUCGAACUUACACCCCAUACAGGUCAACCGCUCACCUACCAAUGGACGAUCUCUAAUGGCAACACCGUAACAGUUUCCGAGCCGACAUUUGUGCAUACGUUCAGUCUGUCCGGGACGUACAAUGUCACCGUGCGGGCAUUCAAUGCUCUGACAGACAAGACCAACUUUACGGUGGUCACAGUACUUGAUCCGGUCACAAGUGUUCACGUCUCCACAGAUUCUCACGGCGAGAUGUUUAAAGCCCACGGCAUCACCUUCAACACAACCGGAGGCACUGAUUAUAAAUGCACGAUUGACUUUGGGGACAGUACUACGCCGGAGACUAUUUUGGGGUCUGCUGCUUUGUUGACGGGGGCUAGCAUCUCGCAUAUGUACAAUACGUCGGGUAUUUUUGUCGUCAACGUUACUUGUUUUAAUUUGGCCAGUAGCGUCAGCGCCACAGCGACCGUCCUACUGGGAGAGGUGGUAACGGGACUGCGUCUGCUGAAAGAGGGAGGGGGAGUUAACCAGCUUCACUAUAUCGAGUUUGAAGUCGCCACUGGAACUGACCUAGAGUUUGAACUUUUCAUCAAUGGUACUCAGUAUUCGGUUGAAUACAAUGCUCUUUCUAAACAGGGCCGCUGGGCUAGUCCCAUCCAAAGUCCCUCGGUCACGGUGACAAAUGUGACGUUGAGAGCAUUUAAUGAUUUUAGCCAGGACGUGAUUAGUGUGGAUUUCACCAUAGACGAAGCGAUAAUGUAUCCAACUCUUGUCAGCAGCAAUCUGUACGCUCUGGUUGAGGAUGAAGUGUUCUUCACAUUGAGGAUAGAGGGCGGCACCAGUGUCAAACUAGAAUUUGACUUCAAUGAUGGCACAACGUUCUUGUUCACUACACCACCAAGAUCUUCUUGGAUAGAGGCUGUCCCGACGCAAGAGAUAACCCGUAACCAUUCUUUCUCUCGUGGAGGCACGUAUUCCGUAACAGUGACGGUCUACAAUGGAGUGGGCAACCACACACUUACAAAAGAAAUCCACGUCCUCACCCCCAUUGCUAACGUAAGCUUGUCCACCAACAGCCCUGUAUCUUUCCUCCUAACGGGCCAGUGUGACAUUUUCGUGUCACAGACAGGUGGCGAUCCAAUUGCGGGUGCUCAGAUUGAAAUUAAAUAUGGAGACGGUACAGAUCCUGUGCUCCAGAACUUUGUGGUAGAUCAAGUAUACCGACAUCAAUACCAAGCCAAGGGUGCCUACGAUUUGCGCGUGAACGUUAGUAAUCUGAUGAGUUCCAUGGUGCUGAAUGCAGCCAUUGAGGUGUUUGAACCGGUUCAGGAUAUGCGCCUGUCCUCUGAGCCCGCCCACGCCACCGUUAACCAGCCAAUCACACUGAAGAUCAAAAUGUACAGAGGCGAACGCGUCAGGUUCUAUGUUCACUUUGGGGAUGACGCUACUGUACAUGAAUUUGACAGACAAGGUGUAAGGUCUGAGGAUGAAGACCUUCUCGACCACACGUAUACAUAUGUGGGGAACUACACCAUAACCGUAACAGCCACUAGUCCCCUUGGUAACACUACAAAGACCUACUACAUUGCUGUACAACACCCCGUCAUUGAGAGCGACUUUAGUGUUUCCUCAUCUGCUCCUACUUUGGGAAGCUCUGGUUAUGUUGACAUCACGGUGGUGUUCGCGGGCAGUACUGUGCCCACAGAGGCCGCUAUUACCGUCCUGUGGGGGAGAGGAGGGCAGGCGUACACCCCUUUGGACUGCAGUACCUCUCCCUGCACACGAAUUCUCCCCAGGCCCGUGAACUCGGGGGUUUACUCUUGCACAGUUAUCAUCUCCAACUUAGCUACCAGUGUGCAGUUCUCCGUGGAUACAAGUCUUUAUGAAGAAAUAACCUGGAUAUCUGCCAAAGCGAUGUAUCAGCCAUUUAUACCGAUAGGUGGCCCAGACAUCGAGGGGUUUGGCGGAGACACGUUUCCGCUGACAAGGGACGUUAAGUUCUACAUCAAUAACACCGGCAUCGUUGAAAAAGUCGAUAUCACUGCUUACACAGAUGACAUAAGUCAUGUCGUCCAAUGUGUCAAGUCAGAUAACCCGCCGGCAGUGCUGUUCCCAGCGGUUGGUAGUUAUACAGUGAAUAUAACUGCCCAGAAUCCAUUCAGUGCAGCGAGCACCGCUCUCAACAUUAACAUCUUUGAACCUGUAGAGAUCUCUGAUAUCUACGAUGAUGGCAGAGUGCGUGCGCCAGGAGAGAACAAAACUGUAGACAUCCUUCUGAAGUCAAGGGGCACAGACUCCUGCGUUUACAUUGAAUUCGAUGGGAUUCGAUUUGCUUCGUUCGGCUCCCGAGCGAGAUGUGCCUCGGUCGGAAAUACAACUUACAAGGGCGCCAUAACCAGUAGCUUGAUUUCAGUCACCACGACGUUUGAGGAAAGCGGACGGAAGCAGAUGGUCGUGCACGGAUUUAAUGAAUGGUCCAACGAAACCCGUACGUUCAGUUUUACUAUUUCCUAUAUAGACUGUGUACCUCCAUAUGUCCAGAUUUCCCAACCAGCUCCUGAUUUCUUCAAGCCGAGGAUCGAAUAUAAAAGUAGCUAUUUUAACCUUCAGGGGAUAACUGAAGUCAACUGUGGGGUUACUUUGCGCAAUUCCAAACAGUGGACUGCUCAUCAAGUCGACGAGAGAACAGGAGAUAUUAUAAGAGAAAUAACAUUAGAUGAGAUAUCUUCGGCAAAAGAAGCCGAGAUUGCAUUAAAGCCUCAUUUUCUAGAUUACGGUGUCUUCAAAUUCUCUUUUACAACCCGAAUGCUUUUGGACCAGUCUUCUGGUAACGACGACUUUUCGAACUCCGCAUUCACAUACGUAAGGGUGAUGGAAACUCCUAUCGUUGUUGCGGCUAUUGAUCAAGUUUCCAGUAAGAUUCGUCUGGGACAUGGUAGAAUUCUGACAUUAAAACCCGGCACUUACUCAAAAGACCCGGACCUGGACCCAGACAAACCUCAGAACUUCACUGGAUUCGAAUACCUGUGUCGGCAAGUCGGAGAGAAUUUCAAAGUUCCUGCUGGGGGCUUGGUACCGUACGAUGUCUUACGAAGGAACAUUAGCGAUCAAGGGGACCCCGCAAAUGGCACUAACUUAGGUGGAUGUUUUGGGGAUGGACCAGGUUUUAUCAACGGUUCAUCAGGGGAGUUAAGUAUUAACACCACCGAUGUGAGAAUAAACACAACUUAUGAGGUCUUUGUGGUCGCAUAUAAAGGGAGCCGAAAGGGAUACACCGUGUUACUGGUAGACAUUGUGGAAGGCGAUCCUCCAGAGGUCGCUAUAAGGUGCGGUGUUGGGGAUACAGUAACAUGUAGCCCUGCCAUGAACAGUCAAGUGGUCCCCUGGCGUUCGCGAAUCGCUCUCACCAGUGAAUGUUUAUAUGGUUGCUAUGGUGGUAAUUUACAUUAUGAAUGGGAUCUCGAGGUAGAAAGCCAAGAGGGAGAAUUCACCAUUUGGCAUAAGAUUGCUGCUCCUGAAAAUUAUUUUGACAGCCAUAACGGAAGCUCGUCCAGUACUAUCAGUAUAAAGGCAGACAUAUUCACCGUCACAACCAACGUCACCAAGAUAAGGGUAAAACUGGAAGCCAGCAGAAUCGGCUCCUCGCGGAGUGGUCUGGCAGAACUUGUUCUUAAAGUGAACCCCCCACCGCAGGGCGGUUAUUGCUCAGCAGGACCAAAUAUAUCGGAGGCCACUGCAGCAAAGAAUUGGACUGUAAAUUGCACCAACUGGCAUGACAACGAUGGAAUAGCCUCAUACACUUUUUACACAAUACUGGACGGCUCCAGCGAUCCCAAGAUACUAGGUAUGAAGACCACGGGUUUGCUCCAAACCUCCAUGCCACUAGGUCCAUCUUCCCACGAUUACUGGAUGACAGUCUACGUCAAUAUAUCGGACACUAAAGGCAGCACCACAAACGUGGAAGCAGGCCGGAUACAGGUGAACCCAGUGUCUGCAUCAGAGGCUUCAGCUUUGUGUGACAGGCUGUCUGCUCCUGGUGACCAGAAUCCGUUGUCAGAAAUAGAGGCCAACGGCAACCUGGACGACACUGCACAGUCAAUACUGUCAUGGGCAUCGAUUAUUAACAGUCAAGGAUGUAUCGGGGAUGAAGGCGCAGGAACGGGAACGGGGACAUCGGCUCAGAAUAGAACCGAUGAAGAAAAUGAAAACAUUCGUCAAACUGGCGCUGACAUCCGGAAGCAAAUGAUAGCUGCAAUAAAUGCAACCCCUUCAGAAACACCUAGUCAGGUGAUAAUCAAAGCUAGCACCCUGGCCCCCGUGCUGAGCAAACCCUCUGAAAUACACCGAGAAAGUCAAGAAGUCGUCGUGGAAGUCAUCCAAUCUUUUGUCAAAUGCCUCGAAGAUUUCUCAGAAGACUUGACAAUAGAGGAGACUGUUACAUUAGUUAAUUUAAUUCUUGGUACCAUGGGAAACAUCCUGGAGACAACAACGAUUCAUCUCCAAAAUCCAUUAAAGAAAGAUGUUGAGGAAUCUCUGAAAACUGCAUUUUACAACACGGACUUGGAGGACACUAAGUUAAAAAACAUAGAUGGAUUGUCAGCGAAGGAUGCCGUGAACGGUUUUGCAAAAAUGACAAACAAUGACAACCAAAAGGAAGUGGCAGAUGGUGCUUGGACAAAGAUGACGAAGAGUAUGGACAGUGUUCUGAGUGUCUUCUCAAAUAAGAUGGUCCUCGGGGAACCGACGUACACCCUAGAGACUCCGGACAUGACGGUGAUACUAGUGAAGAGUACCGCCACUGACCUCGAAAAUCUGGACCAACCCUUGGUCAAUUUUCACCCGGGGUCAUUGGCAGGGUUGGAUGGAGGUGACGGUCUGUCUUUACAGAUAGUAGAAUUCAAUUUCAACCCAGUCGAGUUCCUGGAGAGCAGUGUCAGUGCCUUGGUCUCUAACGUCUCCAAGGGCGUCUACAUAGACAUCCUGGAUAAUGCAAGCAGGAUAGUAGAAGUAUCCCACACCCAGGAACCCAUAGAGAUCAUGGUGAAGAGGGACCACACGGCACCGAUCCCUGAGCCUUUCUAUGUCACUGCGUCACAAAGUCCAAUGAGUAAAUAUGACAGGUUAUCCUACAGGUCGCUGUGGGUGAACGAGACAGACGUGUCCCUUCAUAUUGAGAUCGUCCCUGAGGAACAGGUCACCUUCCUUGUGCUUGUCAGGCACGAGACGGCGCCACAGCUUGAAGAGGGGGGCUUUGACGCUUGGCAACUCGUCCCGAGCGUUCGAUUAGCCAAGAACGGCAUGGCUUUGAAUAGCUACGAGGUAUUUAUGGACAGUGUGGGCAACAAAACAGGAAAAUACUUCAUCGGCCUGAGACAGCUACUGCCCAAUGAGACGGACAUGUAUGGGACAGACUGGGCUGACUUUCAAGGAAAUUUCACGCAGCCGUUUACUGGGGUGAACGAGAUCACCACUAACUACACCAUGCGUGUCUACACCUCUUCAUGUUUAUUCGUCAAGCGGCUAGCGCCGAAUCUUAGAAAAGAUGGAUGUGUUGUCGGCAAUGCAACCACACAUGACGUGACCCAGUGUCUGUGUAACCAUCUUACCACGUUCCUUGGCGGCUGGGUUGUUAUGCCGAACACUAUUGACUGGAACUUUGUGUUCUCGGGAGCAGCUUCCUUCGAUAAAAACGCAACCCUUUACAUUACUGAAAUCAUCAUAGGGGUCAUAUACAUACUGAUGGCAAUUUGGGCAAGACGACAGGACAAGAAAGAUAUUGAAAAGUUGGGAGUCACUCCCCUACUGGACAACGACCCAAGCGCCCACUAUCUGUACGAGGUCGUUGUGUUCACUGGCUUGCGCAGGGAUGCGGGGACAGAAUCCAAGGUGUGUUUCAUUCUCUCUGGGGAGCACGACGAGACUGAUGUUCGUGUUUUGUCCGAUGACAAGCGUUCGGUGUUCAAGCGAGGUGCCGUCGAUCGUUUCUUGCUGGCGGUCACAAGACCCCUCGGUACACUUAACUACGCCCGGAUUUGGCAUGACAACUCUGGCAGGGGGAAAUUUGCGUCAUGGUACCUCAAGUAUUUCCUGGUCAUAGACCUGCAAACAAAAGAGAAGUACUACUUCAUAUGUAACCGUUGGUUUGCUGUGGAAGAAGAUGACGGCCAGGUUGACCGUCUCAUCCCGGUAGCCGGCAGAGAACAGAUGGCAGAGUUCGGACACCUCUUUACCAAGACAACACAGAAGAAUCUUGGCGAUGGCCAUCUGUGGUUCUCUGUCAUCGCUCGUCCAGCACAGAGUCGAUUCACUAGACUACAGCGAGUGUCCUGCUGCCUCUGUUUGUUAUUUUUGACCAUGCUGACCAGCGCUAUGUUCUAUGGUCAGGUUCCCGAAAGCCCGGGGGCCAAUGCCAUUACUUUUGGGCCAUUUAGUCUUUCUCCCGAGCAGAUUUUCGUCGGGAUAAUUGGAACUGUCAUCGUUUUCCCGGUGAAUUUAUUGAUCAUCACUUUGUUUCGAAAAUCUCGCCCGAGAAAGAAGCGCCCAUCUCGUAUUAAGGCGGCCAUGCAGAGAAAUGUCCUAAACCAGGGUAGCGCGUCUCUGAACUCCGCGGCUAUGUCCACAGAGACACUAAUUCACACCCAUACCCAUCCAGAGAAAAACCAAAUAGCUGACUGGAACAGGGGAGGCGCCUCCACCUCAACAGUGUAUACCAAUGUCUCAUUUAAGGCCCGUCCAGACACAUCCUUUUCUAGUGAAAUUGAAAAACUGGAAAAGUCGAUCACACAUCCCCACGAAGACUAUCUACAAACUGGCAAGAAAAAGAAGAAAUUUGAACUCCCAUGGUGGUGUAGAAUUGUUGCCUGGGUUAUCUUGUGGAUAUGUGUGUUUGGCGCCGCUGCUAUGGUAACUUUCUUCGGUAUUUCGUUCGGGGAUACAAAGGCUCGGAAAUGGAUUACGUCAAUGCUGAUUUCUUUUGUGACAUCAGUGUUUCUCACGGAACCAAUUAAGAUUUUCUUGUUGGCAAUAUUUUUCUCGAUGAUCAUCAAGAAGGUAGACGAGGACGAGGAGGAGGAGGAGGGACAAGAAGAUGAGGAGGAUCCUCAGUUGCAACAUGAUGAGCUGUUGUUGCACCCGCCAGACACUUACGGCGCCGCAAAACCAAGGAAGAUCGCCUACAAGCCACCCGACCCCACCCUUCUUGAACAGGCCCGUGAAAACCGCCUCAAAGAACUGAGGAUGUACGACAUUCUGCGGGAGAUUAUAUUCUAUAGUGUGUUUGUGUGGAUGCUGCUGGUGAUCAGUUAUGGAAAUCGUGAUCCAUACAAUUUUUACUUACGAGAACACAUGGAGAAUGAGUUUGUGUUUAAAGGCCAUACGACGAUCGACUUUACUAAGCUUCAAAACAGUACCCAGUUCUGGCUCUGGUACAGAGAGGGGCUGGCCCCAGCACUGCGUGCCCUGAACUGGUAUAACAACGAUUUCCCAGUAGGGCAAAGAGGGUUUCUGGCUGAUAGGGCUUGCAGAAUGAUGGGGUACGCCACCAUGAGGCAGGUCAGAGUGAAACCUGGCCAGUGCAAAGUAGAAGAUGUAAUCACGAAGUUCAUACCCGAAUGCAAUGACGCCUACAAUUUACUAUUGGAGGAUGAAAGUCCAUAUGGUGUGGGAUGGGUCCCGUUCAGUGGAUCAGCCACACACAAUAAUUCUGCGUUUGAGUACGAGUACCGUACGUCGUCUGAAUUAGACGGCUAUCCAUUCUACGGCCAACUGACCAUCUACGGCGGCGGUGGGUACUUAGCGCAACUGCGAGGAAGCUACCACAAAUUACUUGAGCUAGGGGAGCGCCUAGAGAGGGAAUGGUGGAUAGACAAGUACACGCGGGCUGUACUGAUCGAAUUCACAUGCUACAACCCUGGGGUGAACCUUUUCUCAAUUAACACCAUGGCUGUGGAGUUUCAUCAAUCGGGGGGCAUAGUGACCAACUACCGCUUUGAGCCAGUUAGACUUCUCAACUACGUCGGAUCUGCGGCAGCUUUUCAAAUAGCAUGCGAAAUUAUCUACUUUAUCUUUAUUUUCUUCUUUAUUUACAAGGAAUCCAAAAAAAUCUGGCAUUUGCGUUGCAGGUACUUUGCUGAAUUCUGGAAUUUGGUUGAAUUUUCUGUCAUCGGGUUUUCUAUUGGAGGAGCAGUGGUGUUUUUCUACCGCAUGAUUAUAACGAAUGCCCUGACGAAGACCUUUAAGAAGACACACGGGAAUGAAUAUACCAAGUUUCAAUAUGCUGGUUAUUGGAAUGAAACAUUUAGCUACAUGUUGGGAUUGCUUUGCUUCCUUGGUACCCUCAAAUUCCUUAAACUGCUGCGCUUUAACAAACGCAUGUCUUUCCUUGCAGCAACUUUGAAAGACGCUACAACGCAUCUUUUUGCCUUUUCUGUCAUAUUCUUUAUCAUCUUCUUUGCUUUUGUGCAAUUCUUCACUCUGGAUAUGGGACCAAAAGACUACAAUUUCGCAAACCUUCUCUUAGCCUCUGAAUCCCUGAUGCAAAUGAUGCUUGGGAAAUUCGACUUCUACCGUUUGGCCUCCACCAGCGAACUUGCGCCAUAUUUCUUCGUUCUCUUCGUCGUGCUUGUGACCUGGAUAACCCUCAAUAUGCUGCUGUCCAUCCUCAAUGAGAGUUUCACAGCGGUGAAGAACGAUCUGUCUAAACAGCCCAAUGAACACGAAAUGGUGGACUUCAUCGUGAACCGCUUCAAAACGUGGACAGGACUUGGAACGCCCUCCCCCAGCCUCCCCUCGGCACCCACACCGGAUAAGUUGAACAACGAGCUUCAAGAUGGUAGCGAGAAAGAUGCGUUGGAUGUCAGUCAUUUCCCGGAAAAGGUGGACAAAUUCCUGAACUCCAUCGGCCGCGUUUAUUUUGAUCUGUACACCGCCAGCGGGAAGGACGCAUUUAAGAAGAUGCUGAAGGACAACAAGCUGAAAGCCCGCGUUCAGCGAGGAUUUAGCAGGAAUUCCAGUAAUGAUGCCGAGGAGUUGGCGAUGCUAUGAACUGUGUGACUGAAAACAAGAAACAAGAGAUACAACAGCCCUAGAACGAAUCCGUCCAAAUGAAUAAGUUAAAGAGUUUAUGGGAGCCUUCUUAACGUGCUUCAGUUGCGCAAUGUGAUUAGUACGUGUUAAGCUAGCGAAGACGACAGCAUGACAGUGCGUCUGCUGAGACAGUUCUCCAAGUUGUCUUUUCCUGCACUUGUAAUACUUGUAAUAUCUAAUGUGUUUUCUUUUUUUUUUUAAGUUUUGGCUUUUAAUGUUGAUCCAGUCUCAAACAUUUAGUGGAGGCGUGCAUGUUAUUUUAUGUAAUGGUUGGUUUGGUACACAUUUAGCAUUGCGGUUUUGUGCGUUAACAAGACACUUCUAAAGGUCGGACGUUUCUUUUAAUGUGCAUUUCAAGUAAAUUUAGAAUUAUCUUUGGUUGUAAUAACGAGUUAGAGCAAUCCAUUGUACUGCACUUACUUUUCUCAAGAAGAAGUACCAAACUUUCGAUUUAAGCAAAACCUUGACUUUCUCAUAACUGUGUUUCAGUUAGAUUUCAUAUUUCUGAAUCUUUAACUAUUUUCUUAUCUUUGAUUUUUAUAUGAGGUUGGACUGACGAUAAACUAGAUUGAAAUCCAUACAUAAAACCUAUACUGAAAUACCCACCCCUUUGAUUCUGUUUUUAGUUAAAUGGCAUAGAAGACAAAAUCAGUGGAAUACUGUUCAGUUGCUAACAUUUGGAAAAUUGUAUGAUUAGCUUUUGUACGCAAGCAGAAUA